AUGCCGGAUCCAACAGUACAGCAGGCAUCAGGAGGCGCAUCGCAGAAUUCCAACCAGAUGCUGAUGCAAAUCCUCCAACAGCAGCAGCAGUUGAUGACGCAACUCACUCAGCAGGUUUCAGCAACCCAGCUGGUGAUUCAGAAGUUGUCGAGGGACGAAAUUGUUUUGGAUUCGCUCUCUAGCAACAUCACUGAGUUCGUUUAUGAUCCGGAGCAAGGCUGUACCUUUGACUCUUGGUACGCACGGUAUGCGGAUUUGUUCGACAAAGAUGCCGAAAAACUCGACGAUGCUGCGAAAGUCCGAUUGCUGAUGAGGAAAUUGAAUCCAGCAGCGCAUGAACGGUUCACAAUUCAUCAGGAUCGACCUUCCAAGCCUAAACACAAACAAGGUGCCGGGGGGAAAGUGAACAACAAUCAACCGAAAACCCCAUGUUGGUCAUGUGGGGGAAUGCAUUUUUCUGCCGAUUGUCGCGAGUGCAAGAAAAAAGGACAUAAAGAAGGAUAUUGUGCCUGUUUUUCAUCUGGAAAUACCAGCGGCAGUAAAAACAAGAAGAAAAAGUACAGUUCUAAGCACAGCAAGGAUGUGAAUAUUGUGUCAGUGAAGAACAUCAGUCAGCGGAGGAAGUACGUGGAAAUCUAUAUCAACGAUGUUCCGGUUCGGUUGCAGUUUGAUUCAGCGUCGGACAUAACAAUCAUCUCCGACAAAUUGUGGCGAAAAAUCGGACAACCUCAAGGAAUUCCACGGUUAUGCAACGCUAAAUCUGCUUCAGGGGAAUCACUUGAUCUUGCCCGGAAAUUUUUGUGCAAUGUAAACAUCAGUGACAAAACGAAGAGAUGUUUGUGUCGUGUUGCUUCACCCAAUCUGGAGUUAAACAUUCUUGGCUCUGACUGGAAUGAGCUUUUCGGAUUAUGGGACGUGCCUAUCAAAUGGGCAGCUCCGAUCGUCGUAGUGCGGAAACCGAACGGUAAGGUUCGCAUUUGUGCUGAUUUUUCGACGGGUCUCAACGAUGUUUUGGAGUCGAAUCAGUGUCCGCUUCCUUUGCCAGAAGACAUUUUCACCAAGAUGGCCGGAUUGGAAGUGGAUCCCCGAGAUCAGCAUCUGCUAACAGUCAACACCCACAAGGGACUUUUCCGCUAUACUCGCCUCACACCUGGUAUCAAAUCAGCUCCGGGUGCAUUCCAGCAGAUCAUGGACGCAGUGUUGAGUGGUAUCGAAAAGACCUCUGGUUAUUUGGAUGACGUGUUAGUGGGUGGUCGCACUAAAGAAGAACACGACUACAAUCUGAAACAAGUGCUUCAACGGUUAGAACAGUACGGAUUUACAGUACGGAUCGAGAAGUGCCAUUUCAACAUGGAACAAGUGGAAUACUUGGGGCAAAUUCUGGAUGGUGAUGGAAUCAGACCCGAUCCGAAUAAGACAGCAGCUAUCGCCACCAUGCCACCGCCUCAAGAUGUUUCGUCACUCCGUUCAUACCUAGGAGCUGUAAACUAUUACGCAAAAUACGUUCCGGAAAUGCGUAAGUUACGGUUCCCGAUGGAUCAGCUGUUGAAAUCAGGAGCAAAGUGGGUAUGGUCAGAAGCAUGUCAGCGAUCAUUCAAUCGGUUCCGUGAAAUCCUGCAGUCACCGUUAACACUUUCGCACUACAAUCCAAACUUGGAAAUCAUAGUGUCGGCGGAUGCGUCAAAUUACGGAAUCGCCGAGUCCAACUACAGCCAAAACGAGAAGGAAGGACUCGCAUUGAUUUUCGCCGUAACCCGGUUCCACCGUAUGAUUUUUGGACGACAGUUUAUACUGGAAACGGAUCACAAGCCUUUACUACUAGCUAUUUUUGGUUCCAAGAAAGGCAUUCCAGUAUAUACAGCCAACAGACUUCAGCGAUGGGCAUUAACGCUGCUACUGUACGACUUCAACAUCAAAUACGUGAGUACGGAAAGUUUUGGUUAUGUUGAUAUCCUUUCUCGCCUGAUCAACACUCACGUCCGUCCGAAUGAAGAAUACGUCAUCGCAUCGAUUGAACUGGAAGACAUCGUCAAGCAAUCAGUGGAAGCUCUGCCAGUCACGUUCAAGAUGAUUCAAGCAGGAACACAGUCGGAUGCAGUAUUGAAGCAGGUUAAGCAGUUCGUUCAAACAGUAUGGCCGUCAAAUCAGUCCAAAAUCAGCGAUCCACAGCUUCAACAGUUUUACCAGCGUCGGGGCAGUUUAGCCAUUGUCUCCGAUUGCCUCACCUAUGGGGAACGACUGGUUAUUCCAUCAAAAUUUCGAGAUCGAGUUCUACGAGUACUACACAAAGGACAUCCUGGAGUAGAAAGAAUGCGAUCCAUAGCACGUAACUACGUCUAUUGGCCUGGAAUCGACGAGCAGAUCAAUCAUCGUGUUCGUACGUGCGUAGAAUGUUCGAGAGCAGCCAAGACCAACAGUAAAACCAACAUGGAAUCUUGGCCUACACCAGAAAAACCUUGGCAGCGGAUUCAUGCAGACUAUGCUGGACCAGUCGACGGUAAUUACUAUUUGAUUGUUGUCGACGCAUUCGGUAAGUGGCCAGAAGUCAUCUCUACCAAACGUAUUACAACGUCCGCUACAGUGGCCAUGUUCCGUGAGAUCUUUGCCAGAAAUGGAAUGCCGGAAACAUUGGUUACAGACAACGGUACACAGUUCACCAGUGAAGAUUUUGAAGCCUUUUGCAGUAACAGUGGCAUCCUACAUUUGAAAACGCCGCCGUAUCAUCCACAGUCAAACGGACUCGCCGAGAGAUUCGUCCACACUUUCAAGCGAGGACUUCGUAAAAUCACAUCGGGGGGAGAAACACUCCGACACUAUGACACUUUUCUUCUGUGCUACCGCUCAACUCCUUGUCGUAGCGCACCUGAAGGGAAGUCACCAGCAGAACUGUUACUGGGUAGAAAACUACGGACAUCACUAGAUCUACUGAAACCACCAUCUUCGUUCAAUAAGUAA
Molecule: messenger RNA, 2955 nt
Organism: Armigeres subalbatus
Lineage: Eukaryota; Metazoa; Arthropoda; Insecta; Diptera; Culicidae
Exons: 5
Coding region: 1-2955 (984 amino acids)
Biological process (GO): DNA integration
Molecular function (GO): nucleic acid binding
Source: RefSeq, a predicted model, not a curated record